UUGCACGAGCUCGGCUACGCCAUUGGUGGCUACUACACGCAAGCGAGAUACGAUCGUGACAAUUUCAUAGCACUUCGUUUGGAGAACGCCAGGGAUGGUUGGGAGCACCAUUUUGCAAAGGAAUCUGAACGUACCAACUACAACUACAUCAGCUACGACUACGGAACUGUUAUGCCUUACGGAGCAACUGCGGUGGCCAAAUUUUCAGUGUUUGAGGUUUGUGUGUCCGCAACUGAGUUGAUUAGAAACGACGAAUAUCUACUGCUUAACGUACCGUCUGGUUCAACGAUUGAAGUGAUCUUCCAAAACUACACACAGAAUUUGGCUUACGACGGAUGCGUGUGGGACGGUGUUAAGAUUAAAACCUUAAAAAAUCAACGCCAUACUGAUUAUAGAUUCUGCUCUCCGGAUUACUAUGGAACUUCUCUAAUCUCCACCACCAACAUGGUUCCUGUGAUUACUUAUAGCAUUGCGUUCGAAAUCACAUCCAUACUGCGCUAUCGAAUCCGUAAUGCUUUCAUCUGCACCUUUUAA
Molecule: messenger RNA, 534 nt
Organism: Angiostrongylus costaricensis
Lineage: Eukaryota; Metazoa; Nematoda; Chromadorea; Rhabditida; Metastrongylidae
Source: the annotation of a GenBank genome assembly